AAUAAAAAUUAAUUAUCCUCGGCUGAGGCGAUAAACGCGGUCGCCGGAUUGCUUAAUAAGGAGCUCGCGAAUUCGCCAGCCUCACACAUCACGCACCCACGACGCAGACUUCAUAUAAACAGAAGUUUUUGCACAAUAUCUCGCACUAGUCAGAAAUGAAUAAGCUUUACUUGUGCAUUGCGCUUCUCUUGCCGGCGAUUCUGGCCAGCCCUGUGCAGCAGGAGCCGUUUGAGGAGCACAAUGACGAGGCGCACGCGGCCGUCAUCAGAGGAAUCAGAACGCAGAGUAUUGGAAAACCAGACCUCAAUGUUGGCGCAGCAGUAGACAAUUGGCAUCCCGAUUCUGGGGUCAACCCUGAGGAGCUCGGCGCGUACCUGGAAGGUGACAUUCUUACACUGCCCACUAAUCAGGGAAGAAACGGAAUCAUUAGCACGAGCUAUCGGUGGCCAAAUGCCGAGAUUUACUACUCCAUUCAGGGCACCUUUGACGCGAAUCAACUUAACUUGAUCCAACAAGCAAUAAACGCGUACCACGCCAACACAUGCAUCAGGUUCAAACCUUACAACGGCACCCAGCGCGACCACCUGAUCAUCAAGAGCGACAAUACAGGGUGCUGGGCGACGGUCGGAAGGAUCGGCGGCGCUCAGUACGUCAAUUUGCAGAUUCCCGGCUGCGUGACAAUGGUUGGAACGGCUAUCCACGAGUUGAUGCACACCGUUGGCUUUUUCCACGAGCACUCGCGCACAGACAGGGACACUUACGUGAACAUUUUGUGGCAGAAUAUCCAAUCAGGAACCGAGUCCAACUUUAAUAUUCGGAGUUCAACAGCGUUUGGGGUGGCUUAUGACUACGGCAGUGUGAUGCACUAUUCGGCAAAGUCUUUCUCCUCAAAUGGAAACCCAACAAUCGAGCCAAAGUUUGCAACCACCACCUACCUCGGCCAACGCUAUGGAUUCAGCCAGUCCGACAUUAGAAAAAUUAACGCUAUGUACAAUUGCCAGAACUGCUAUGCGUUUCAUUUCUAUCUGAACAGGCACAAGGAAAUGUCAAUCACAUUGACAAAGGGUGCCUUUGUGGCCCAUUUAUUGGUUCUCAGUCAGGCUGUGCCAUUAUUAUUUGAUUUAAAGUUGCACAGCAAUGAAGUGGACAGGCUGCGAGAGAUGAGUUGGAACAUCAGCCAAGGGCAGCAGGACUACACAAUUGGUAAAUUAGUUUCCAACUGGACUAGCAAAUCUGACGUUUAUCCAGAGGAAAUGGGCUCUUACCACGAGGGAGACAUUCUGUAUUACAACAACAGCCAAGCUAUUGAGGGCAAAAAUGGGAUCAUUGGCGAAAACUUCCGCUGGCCGGGCGGUGUGGUUUACUACGAAAUCUCAAAGAGAUUCUCACGAAAUUCUCGGAGGCAAAUUACAAAGGCAAUGAACGAAUAUCACACUCGCACUUGCAUCCGCUUCAAAAAGUACACCGGCGUCCAGAGGGACUUUGUUUUUAUUGGAAAUGAGAAAAGUGGAUGCUGGGCCGCCGUGGGUAGAACUGGAGGCCCUCAAUACAUGAACUUGCAGACGCCUGGAUGCGUCACACUGCUGGGGACGGUGAUUCACGAGCUGAUGCACGUUGUUGGAUUCUGGCAUGAACAAUCACGGUUGGACCGAGACAGCCACGUUAAAAUUUUGUGGAAUAACGUACGAGACGCAAAUAGGCACAACUUUAACAAGGCUCGAUCAACUUCUUUCGGCGUUCCAUAUGAUUAUUCAAGUGUGAUGCAUUAUUCGGCGUCGGCUUUUUCAAAAAAUGGUCGGCCAACAAUUUUACCAAAGGUAUAUAAUUUGCUCUAUAGUAAUUGUUUAAAAUUUAAAAAUAUAAAACGAAUUUUCAUCUUUCCAGCAAUCAGGAGUGACCUUAGCACAACGACAUCAUCUUAG
Neocloeon triangulifer is the source of this 1922-nucleotide messenger RNA. RefSeq lists its product as uncharacterized. The record is from RefSeq and is a predicted model, not a curated record. The coding region runs from base 156 to 1922 and encodes 588 amino acids. The transcript has 13 exons. Gene Ontology annotation, biological process: proteolysis. Lineage: Eukaryota; Metazoa; Arthropoda; Insecta; Ephemeroptera; Baetidae. Gene Ontology annotation, molecular function: metalloendopeptidase activity; zinc ion binding.